UAUUUUUCUUUCUUUCCUUUUUUCGUGUCCUUUAUAUCAUGUCUGUACAGUUGGACUAUAAACGUUUUCAUAGAAGAGCACGUUACUUGAUUGCCAAGUGGAAGAAUGAUCCCGAAGCAUUUCAAAAUGCAGAAGCCAUUGCUGUUAUUGUAGGUGACGAUGAAUACGAAAAUCCUUAUAUGAAAUCCCUUGCUAUUCAGACGUGGUUGAUCGGUAUGCCUUUAUAUUCUUCCAUGAUUGUGAUCACACCUGAUAAAAUCACUUUUGUCUGUGGUCAAAAGAAAGCAGAUAUCAUGGAAACAUUGAAACAAGGCGAUAAACAAAUUCCCAUUGACAUCAUUCGUCGAGGCAAAGAUGUAGAAGAGAAUGUACCCUUGUACCAAUCUGUGGUGGAAGCACUCAACAAUAAACGUGUGGGUGUGUUUGUCAAAGAUAAAUUCAAAGGCAAAAAUAUCAAUGAAUGGCAAAAAGCAACUACAAAAUACAACAAGAACUAUGAAGAAGUGGAUGUCUCUGCUGGUAUUUCUGCUUGUUUAGCUGAAAAAGACGAAGAAGAAGUGAGACAUGUCAAAACAGCAGCCAAAAUCAGUGCCAAUAUGAUGCAAUACUACUUUACGACAGAAAUGUCAACAUUGAUUGAUGAAGAAAAACCCAUCACGAAUGAAAAACUGAGUGAAAUGACAGAAAAUGCAUUAGACGAUCCCAAACUUGAAAAACGUCUUCGUCUACCUCCUGAAGUCCAGGACAAGAACGAGAUUGAUUGGUGUUAUUCACCCAUUGUCCAGAGUGGCGGUAAAUUCGAUUUACGUUCGUCUGCCUCUUCCAAUAACGAUAAAUUGUUUCCGGGUGCUAUUAUCUGCAGUUUAGGUAUUCGUUACAAGUUCUAUUGCUCCAAUAUCGGUCGUACCUUCUUGAUUGAUCCUAGUAAGACGCAAGAAAAGAAUUAUGAAUUCUUGAUGGAAGUGCAAGACCGUGUACUCAACAGUAUUCGUGAAGGAGUCAAGAUGCGCGAAGUCUAUCAAAAGGCUAUCAGUUUUAUCAAAUCCAAACGACCUGAUUUAGAAUCCCAUUUCAUCAAAAACGUCGGGUUUGGUAUGGGCAUUGAGUUUCGUGAGGCAAAUUAUGUCUUGAGUGGUAAAAAUGCGCGUGAACUCAAGAACGGCAUGAUUCUGAAUGUUCAAGUGGGAUUUGCAGAUCUGGAAAACCCCAAGGCCACAGAUCCUCGAGGCAAGACCUAUGCGCUCAUGUUGGUCGAUACUGUGCGUGUCACACAAGAUGUGCCUAUUGUCUUGACAGCCGACUGCAGCAAGAAACUCAACAAGAUUUCUUAUUUCUUUGACGACGAAGAAGACAAGAUGGACGUAGACACACCUGAAAAGAAAGCACCUCCUCCUACAGCUGCACCUGCCAAACGUGAAUCUUCGGUUGCCAAAACCGCUAUUUUGCGCAGUAAGCUCAGAAAUGAAGAUCAAGAAGAAGAAUCACGUGAACAACGACGUCGUGAACAUCAGAAACAACUGUUUGCUCAAAAACUCGCAGAAGGUCUCGCCAAGUUUUCAGAGAGUUCAGGCAACGGGAACGGUGAAGAAAAGCCUGUGUUUCGCAAAUUUGAAAGCUAUCGAUCGGAAGCCAAGUUGCCUCGUGAGGUACGUGGAUUGAAGAUUGUGAUUGACAAGAAGCAUGAUUCGAUCAUCUUGCCCAUCUAUGGUAUGGCUGUUCCUUUCCAUAUUUCUACCUUAAAAAAUGCCAGUAAGAGCGAUGAAGGGGACUAUGUCAUGCUUCGUCUUAACUUUUUGACACCUGGUCAAGCAGGUGGUAAGCGAGAAGAUAUGCCAUUUGAUGAUGCCAAUGCGACCUUUGUCCGUUCAUUGACAUUCCGUAGUGCUGAUACGUAUCGUAUGGGUGAAAUUUACCGUGGUAUCACAGACAUGAAGAAGGAAGCCACGAAAAAGGAAGCUGAGCGUCGUGAAAUGGCGGAUGUGGUUGAACAGGAUAAUUUAGUGAUGGUCAAGGGUCGUCGUCCUCAUCGUCUUUCUGAUGUCUAUGUGCGUCCUCAGACAGAAUCAAAGCGUUUGCCUGGUGAACUCGAAAUUCAUCAAAACGGUCUUCGUUAUCAAUCCAUUCGCUCCGAUUCUUCCUUUAAUGUGUUGUUUAGUAAUGUCAAGCAUUUGUUCUUUCAACCCUGUGACAAUGAACUCUUGGUCUUGAUCCAUAUCCAUUUCAAAAACCCCAUCCUGAUUGGUAAAAAGAAGACUAAGGACAUUCAAUUCUAUCGUGAAGCCUCUGAUAUCCAGUUUGAUGAAACGGGUAACAAGCGUCGUAAUCGCCACUUGUAUGGUGAUGAAGAUGAGUUAGAGAUGGAACAAGAAGAACGUCGUCGCCGUGCUAACCUGAACAAGGAGUUUAAACAGUUUGCAGAAAAGAUUGCUGAAGCCAGUGAUGGUCGUGUGGAACUCGAUGUGCCUUUCCGUGAACUCGGAUUCCAAGGUGUACCUAAUCGAUCCAAUGUGUUGUUGCAACCUACCACUGACUGUCUUGUCCAUCUAUCAGAUCCUCCCUUCUUGUGUAUCACACUGAAUGAAGUCGAACUGGCUCAUCUGGAACGUGUUCAGUUUGGUCUUAAGAAUUUUGAUAUGGUAUUUGUGUUUAAAGACUAUCAUCGCCCACCUGUGCAUAUCAACACGAUUCCCAUGUCACAACUCGACAAUGUCAAGGACUGGCUUGAUUCUGUUGAAGUUGCAUUUACAGAAGGUCCUGUCAACCUGAAUUGGAGUAUGAUCAUGAAGACAGUGAAUGAAGACACAGGUGAAUUCUUCCGUAAUGAAGGUUGGGAUUUCCUUCGUCCAAAGAGUGAUGAAGAAAAUUCAGAUGUCUCUGAAAGUGGUAGUGAGUUUGAAUUAAGUGAUGAUGGAUUUGAAGAGAGUUCUUCCGAUGAUGAUGAUAGUGAAGCGAACUCCAACGCCUCUGAUGAAUCAGAAGAAGAAGAAGAAAUGACAGAUUCAGGUGAGGAUUGGGACGAAUUAGAAGAGAAUGCACGUAAAGCUGAUGAACGUAAAAUGAAGCGAAGUGCAGAUUAUGAUGAUGAUGCACCUAGUCGAAAAAAGAGAAAAUAAAUCAUACACAAAACCCAAUAAAAAUUGUUUUUUUUCUUCAUUUUA
Gilbertella persicaria is the source of this 3158-nucleotide messenger RNA. RefSeq names its product FACT complex subunit-domain-containing protein. The coding region runs from base 39 to 3113 and encodes 1024 amino acids. Gene Ontology annotation, biological process: transcription elongation by RNA polymerase II; positive regulation of transcription elongation by RNA polymerase II. Gene Ontology annotation, molecular function: nucleosome binding. The transcript has 6 exons. Gene Ontology annotation, cellular component: FACT complex. The record is from RefSeq and is a predicted model, not a curated record. NCBI's taxonomy places the organism in Eukaryota, Fungi, Mucoromycota, Mucoromycetes, Mucorales, Choanephoraceae.